CACAAGGAACAAUGAUUGGGUCACUGUUGCUCCAUCUCAUCUCGAUACUAUGCUUGACACAAGCAUCGGCAGCUGCUCCAUCUCCGGCUAAACCAGGCUGCGAAGAUCGCUGCGGAAACUACUCCAUCCCCUACCCUUUCGGCAUAGGCAAGGACUGCUACUAUAACGAAUGGUUCGCCAUCAGCUGCAAUAGUUCUUCUUCUUUCCCAACACCCCUCUUGAGUCAUCCGAGGAUCAAUCUGGAGGUGCAGCAGAUUUCAGUGGAAUACCAAACUGUUUCAGUUCAAACUCCCAUGCCUGCCUACUGCCAAAACCAGGAGGAGACCAACCGGACGUGGGACAGCAUCGACUUGAAAGAAACCCCCUUCUUUUUCUCUGCAGAACGCAAUAGUUUGAGGGUGAUAGGGUGUGGGAACGCUGUCCUCGUCACCCGGAGUGGGGUUACCUUGGCGGGCUGCUCGUCCUUUUGCCAGAAUACAACUAACAAUUUUGUUGGUAAUGGUGGUUGCUUUGGUAUCAACUGCUGCCAAGCCACAAUCCCAUCUAACCUCAAUUUUUUCCGUCUAAAUACCACUGCUACUUCUUAUUUGAGCAGUGAGUCGCCUUGUACGUUUGCUGCCUUGGGAAACGGAUUCUCAACGGAUCAAGCCUCUCCCCAGCAAUCUUGGGCUUCAAUCGAACUGACCUGGAUGAUAGAAGAAGCAGUAGAGGGCAGUCAGUGUCAGAAGAACACAUUGAACGGAGCGGAAGUGGGAAAUUAUACUUACUACAAUUGCUCCUGUCUGCCUUACGAGGAAGGCAACCCUUAUCUACCCCUUGCUUGUCAAGUUCCGGAAGUAUGCAAGAACUGCGCCGAAUGUCGCAAGGACCCCGAUGGCAGUUUCUCUUGCGUGGUUAGAGGUUCAACUUCAACUUCAUCCACUUCUCCAAAGCCUUUGAUUCUAGGUCUCAGCUUUGGGAUAGGAGGAUCGAUAUUUCUAAUUAUUGGUUCUUUCUGGUUGUAUAAAUUUAUAAAGAAGCGAAGGGUUAUAAAGUGCAAAGAACAUUUCUUUAAACGAAAUGGUGGCUUAUUGUUGCAACAAGAAAUGUCUUCGGAUAGGAUUGCUGUUGAGAAGACAAAAAUUUUCUCUUCAGAAGAAUUGGCAAUAGCAACGGAAAACUUCAACAAGAAUCGAAUUCUUGGGCAAGGAGGACAAGGAACGGUAUAUAAAGGUAUGUUAAUUGAUGGGAAAAUCGUGGCAAUUAAAAAAUCAAAGAUAGUUGAUGAAGACCAAUUGGAGCAAUUCAUUAAUGAGAUUAUGAUUUUAUCACAAAUAAAUCAUAGAAAUAUAAUGAAGUUAUUGGGUUGUUGCUUAGAAACCGAGGUUCCUCUAUUAGUGUUUGAGUUCAUCUCUAAUGGAACUCUCUUCCAACUUAUCCAUGAUAAGAACAAUGAAUUUCCAUUUUCAUGGGAGAUGCGAUUGCAAAUAGCAGCAGAAAUUGCCGAUGCAAUUACAUAUUUACAUUCAGCAUCUUCUGUACCCAUAUAUCAUAGAGAUAUUAAGUCUUCAAACAUACUUUUAGAUGAUAAAUAUAAAGCAAAAGUAUCUGAUUUUGGAAUAUCAAGGUCGGUCUCUUUAGGUCAAACCCACUUGACCACCCUUGUACAAGGAACCUUUGGCUACUUAGAUCCAGAAUAUUUUGUAACAAAUCACUUUACUGAAAAAAAUGAUGUAUAUAGUUUUGGCGUUGUCCUUGUUGAAUUGUUAACUGGUCAAAAGCCAAUUCCUUCAACAAGAUCGGAAGAAGAAAGAAGCUUGGUUGCAUAUUUUACAUCAUCAUUGGAACAAGGUCGUCUAUUCGAUAUCAUUGAUAAUCGUGUUAUGAAGGAGGGAGGAAAAGAUGAGAUCUUAGCCGUUGCUAACCUUGCAAGUCGAUGCUUGCACUUCAAAGGAAAGGAAAGACCCACCAUGAAAGAAGUAACAAAGGAGUUAGAACAUUUCAGAACAUCUUUUUUACCUUUCAGUCAUGUACCACAAAAAAUCCACAAGGGUGAAUCCAUGGUAACUGAAAUGACGGGGCCUUUGGAUGGCACUUCUACAUCGACAGAAUGGUUUCAGCAUGACAAGAAAUCAUCUUCAUAUGAUGUAUAGUCAACGAUUUUGCUUAAAUUCAGACAUUAUGAUAGGAAAGAUUUAGAUAUAUGCUUAUGUUUCUCUUGUGUUGUAAUACAUUAAGGCUACUGAACUAUGUCUUAGCUGCAUUUAUGAACCUUUUCUUCCAUCAAUUUGGUUUCCAAUAUCUAAGGUAAGGAGAUUUUGAUGUGAUAGAAU
Vitis riparia (riverbank grape) is the source of this 2312-nucleotide messenger RNA. Its product is annotated as wall-associated receptor kinase-like 8. Gene Ontology annotation, biological process: protein phosphorylation; cell surface receptor signaling pathway. Gene Ontology annotation, molecular function: polysaccharide binding; ATP binding; protein serine/threonine kinase activity. Lineage: Eukaryota; Viridiplantae; Streptophyta; Magnoliopsida; Vitales; Vitaceae. The coding region runs from base 12 to 2132 and encodes 706 amino acids. The transcript is spliced from 3 exons. The record is from RefSeq and is a predicted model, not a curated record. Gene Ontology annotation, cellular component: plasma membrane.